UCACGUACAUCUGCUCCGUUUGGAGCAUGUAACGCUGUACGAAGUGCGCAGGUUAGUUCAGGACCCGAACUGGUGAACAGUGAAUUUUAAAAGAUAUAUAGAAAAUAUUCGCUUAGAACGAUAACGAGUGAUAAUAAUAAUAAUAAUAAAUAUGGUAGUGGUUGAGUGAAUAAGAAAAGUGCAUGAUUGCGGAGCUUGGUGAUCUACCUGGUGAUCAUAGCUUUACCUUAUCAGCUGACGUAAUGCUCGAGGGAUACGAGCCACUGAAGAAGGGCCACAGGCGCACACAGGCACCACAGGCAGUGGCGCCCCUCGCCCCGGGGCGCAGCACCUAGCUCCUCACACCGUCGGCCACACACACAAGGCGCAGCACCGGUGGCCGACGAUGCACGAGAAAUUAGUUAUCAGUGAGGCGAGGACGGGGGCUGGGACGGCCCUGGCCAAGCUCCGACGCUGGCUACACCCCGGACGGCUGGUCCCUGCACGCUGGCGGAGGUGCCCCGCCUGCACCAACAGGAAGCACAACUGCGUCUGCUGGCGCCACAACAGAAGAGAUGGUGUCGGUGAGCGGCAGAUGGCAAGUGUGGCAGAGCCAGUCGUCGUCGUCACAGUCCCUGCAGCGAGUCCUCCGUCAGGUCACCACCGUCAGGGAGGAACACCACCUCACCAUCACACACUCUCCCCCACUCUCCCUCCCUCCUUCACUCUCUCCACCACCUACACUCUCUCCCCCGUCUACACUCUUCCCCCAGCUGCUUCCUGCCCCCCAUUCCCCACCCCCAACACACAGCCCACCCCUGCCCCCAGAAGUGUUGGAGUACCCCUGGGCGCCAGCAGGGAUCACCACCACCAGCCAGCUGAGCAUCACCAACAGCGGAGUGGUGGAGUACGACGCCCCAGUGUUGGAGGUGUGCCCGGCCGCCAGCACAGCCACCAGGGUACGCUGAACGCCAUGCCAGGUAGUGGGGUGGGCAUGGGAGGGGGCGGCGGGCCCCCACCCUCCCACCACGACUGCACCAACUUUAACACCUCCUCCACCACCUGUUCCUCCAACACCAACACCUCCUCCACCUCGGGUUCCUCUCACACGGGGGGCGGGUGCCUCCCGCUGCCUGAUCUGGUCGACUACAGUGGUGACGGGUCUGGGGAUGAUAACUACCAGACUGGGAGUGGUGAUGGGUCGGAGUGUGAGCCGUGUCAGAUCCUGCUGGAGGAACGCCUGGUGAAGACCAGUCCUAUAUGGUUCCAGCCGGACCUGCAGCGCUCAGGGGCCGUCCACCUCCUGCAGGGCAAGGAUGAAGGGAACUUCAUCGUUCGUCAGAGCAGCAAGCCGGACACGCGGGCGCUGAGCGUGAGGCUGCCGCCGGACAAGGGGCCGGAUAUCCAGCACUACCUCAUCGAGGUCCACAACGACGGCACAGCCUACUCCCUCGAAGCCUCAGACAACCGCUUCGAUAAACUACCAACUCUCAUUGCUUAUUAUUCCCAGUGCUGUGACGAGUUGCCAGUACAGUUAAAACUGCCUCGCUCCCUCCAGGACGCCAAGACCCGGCAGGAGCUCACAUCUCUGGCCUUACUGGGACAAGAAUUCUGGGGUACAGCAAUGGCAAGUCCAACGGCUAGUACACCUACAGCUGACUGUCCUCGUAGUGCUGCCCCAACGCCAUCUCCACGUCCUCACGACCUCUCUUUCAGUAGUUUUGGCAAAGGUGGUGUCACUAGAGGGAUUUCCUCCACCAGUUUGUUGUCUCCACAGACACUAGGAGGCCUAUGUGCUUCAGGAGCAUCACUUGGCAGCUCAGUGGGAGGAUCCAUAGGAGGGUCAACUUCUUCUUUAGCACCAGUGCGACCAGCUCCUCCUGCACCACCCUGUGGUGAUCGAUCAUCGCUCAAUUUAAAUUUAGCCCCUCUUGAAGAAUUUUUGAAGGAACAGCCAACAUUUUCCUCAUUUCGCUCUCAACCAGCUACUCCAGUUACUCAACUCAAGCCCAGUACACCCGGUACAAAGCCUACACCACCACCUCGCUCUAGUCCCCCUGGCACCCAUUGGUCCACUCAGAUCAGCCCUUCAGGAUCACACAGGCCUUUAAAUAAGCCAACUCCACCUGCUAGAUUUAGCCCACCAAUAAUGUGUGAGGUAGGGACUCCCACCCAUGAAAAUGGAGAAAUAAUUCCUCGCCUCGCCCAAGCCCCACCACCGCCAAGACGUUGGGCACGAUCCUGCAUAACCACAUCACCAUCAAAUAUUACUGUCAAAACUACAUUAACUCUGAAUGUUAACCAAGUGAAAGCUUUACCUGUCCAUCUAGAUGAUUUUCAUAUACAUGUAGCAAAUUUAGAAAUCUCCCCAACAGGCAGUAACUGUUCUCAGUCAAAUAUCACAACUACUACUCCUAAUGGGAAUCAGAAUGGCACUUUAAAUGGUUACAGAGAUGGUCUUCAUUUACAAAUUCAACAGCAAAUAACCUCUCCUCAGAGCACACCUUGUACACCCUGUGCUCCAAGCACUCCCAUAGAAGAGGCUACUGGAAUGCCAAGGGUUCGUUUACGCAGUGGAAGAAGAGAUAGACGAAGGCUUUCCAAUCACUAUCAUGAAGCAAAUAUUGUUGACAAUAAUUCAUCUUACUGUCGAUCAUCUCUAAACGAUAAGAUUAGCGACUAUGAAGAUGUGUGGCCCAGCUCACCUCAUGAAUCACCAACUCCAUCAUCGUCAUCGCAACCCAAAAUGUCGACUUUCAAACCUCGCAACGAAAUCUCAAAAUCAAUGGGAGAUCUAAGUGAAAUAGCUAAAAAUACAAAACCAGUGCAUUUCACAUAUGAGACAGACAAUAAAAAGGAUAAUGAAAGUAUAUACAAUGAUGAAAAAAUUAAUGGUAAUAGUUCAGACUCGGUGAACUCGUAUCGUAAAAAUUCUAGCCCCUUUUACAUGGAGCCAGCAGAUGCACUAAAAGAUCAACAGCCUCAGGCAAGGAUUAAUAAGGCUUCAAACAAAUUAUCAAGAAAAACUACAAAUCGUUACUCAGAUUCUAAUAUCCAGUGGAAAACUAGAAAGAGUCAUAACUCGCUGGGCAAGAUAGACUCAAAUGAAGAUCUACCAUUAUCAUCAAGUGUUGAAAAUUUAGUGAAUGAGAAAAAUCAUGACACGCUCAAUAUGAAUUUGGAAGAUGAAAAGAACAAGAACCUUGAAAGUGAAAAAAAUAAGGUAAAUGCUGGACAUUUAGUAAAUGGGCAAUCAAGAAAUGAAGUUAGGCGCCACUCGCGAAUUGGGGGCAGAGGGAAGCCUAUAGCCCCACCUAGAGUAAAUAAUGAAGCUUUGAUUUCUAAUGGUGAACCAACUACAGAUACUGCUUGCCAUGUUGCUUCUUCGUGGGAGUAUCAGUAUGGUGCUGGGUCAGACAAUGAAGAGUCUCCAUCGGGAGAAGGUAGAUUUCCAGUGGGUGAUACUGGAGAAUCAGAUAGUGUGAUAAUUCCUGGUGAUAGAACAGUGCAAGAUUUAAUUUCAGAAAAACUCCCAGAUUUGACUUUGGAUGCUCACUCUCUCGCACCAAGUUAUGUUACACGUAUUAGUGAGUAUGAUAAUGUAGGAGGGCAUGGUAGUGUUAGAGGAGAGGAACAUAAUUCCCAACAGCAGAGACAGCACCAGCAAAAAACUCCACGCACCAUUCCUCUUGAAGAGCGCCUUCACCCACCCCUCCCUACCCAUUAUUUCCCGUCAACUGUAAGCGAUUCAGGCACAGAGUUCUCAGAACCUUGGGACUCGAGAAAAUGGGAAUCAAUAAUGCACUUCGAAGAUGAUUCAUCUGUUGAUCAGUAUCCACGUAGCUCAAUAGAAACUCCAGCUUUACGUCCUUAUGCUCUUGAAGACUCUGAUAUGGGUGGGGCAGGAGUUACAGACACAGACUCGUUUAUUCAUGUGGUUGGGGAUGUAAGUGAUAAUGAAACUGUUUCAAUCUCUGGCACUCCACCAUUGUCCCUCAUAAAUGCGCACAACCUCGACACACAACAACGGUCUAGAAUAAUGUCACCCCAGUUAUUAGCUUUACGGCAACGUCAAGAUGCUGAAAAUGGUGUCGCUAUUAAAGUCUACGCUAUGGACUUGGGAAGCGACACAUCUACAACUUUCAGCCAGGCUGUCACCAACUUUAUUACCUGCACCUUAGAAAGCCCCGAGCGGGAUCCUGCCAUUGUCACUCGCAAUGUACGUCAGUUUAUGUCUGGCAUGAAGAACUACUUGGUAACAAGUGGCGAGAAGGAAUUUGAAGCAAUAGUAAAGAGACAGCGAAGUAAUCUAAAGGCAACAGAGUUUCUUAAUCUGGAUGCCAUCUUGGAAGAUGUUCUGGUCCGGCUUGUGGUUCGCCCUCUGUGGAAUCACAUCAAUAAGCUUUUUGUAGAAGCAUACUCAGCCAGUGGCUCAAUCCAGUUAUUGGCAGCAAAAAUGAAAUACGCAAGAGCACAACCAAAGAACCGUCUUGGCAUUAGGUCCGAGUUGUCACCACCAAGUGGACAGUCUCUUGAAGCUAUCCGCAGUCUGUUAACACGUAUGCAGAAGUUGUUCGCUCCAAGAGAAAAACUAGAACUCCUAUUGGAUACCAUCUCGCACAUAUAUAGAGCUAUGUAUGAGAAUGGCGACACUUCUGGCUCUGGGGAUGCAGACGACCUUGUUCCAAUGAUUAUGUGGGUAUUGAGUCAGUCAGGCAUGGUGUCUGCAGAGGUGGAAGCAGACUACAUGUGGGGUCUGCUGCUUCCCAGUGCCUCCUCUGGUGAAGCAUCAUACUACCUUGAAGCUUUUCAUUCUGCUAUUCAUGCACUCAAGAAUCUCUCACCUUCACCAGAGUCUUCACCAGGAAAUAGUCUUGAUUCUGUUAGACAGGAUAUGUCUAUGGUAUCUGACCAGGGCAUCAUGAAGAUAGUUAUACCAGAUGAGAAGAAUGGCAGCAUAGUUACUCGUACAUUACCUAUUCGGCCUGCUACUACUACACGGGAAAUAUGCAAGAUGAUGGCACAUAAAAUGCGAGUCACAAACCCGCAAGACUAUGGACUGUAUAAACUUGUUGAUGGUCUUGGUAACGUUUUUUUUCCACCCUCCUAUCUUCUUUUGAGGUGUAGUCACCGUAUAUAA
Molecule: messenger RNA, 5119 nt
Organism: Procambarus clarkii (red swamp crayfish)
Lineage: Eukaryota; Metazoa; Arthropoda; Malacostraca; Decapoda; Cambaridae
Source: RefSeq, a predicted model, not a curated record